AUGUCCGAGUUCCUCGAUGCCUACUGGCAGGCGCCGCCUGUUGCAAGAACAUUUGCAACAGCCGCGUUCGUCACCUCUCUUUCUGUUCUCCUGGGCGUCGCAAACGGAUACUGGUUCAUCUUCAUGCCCCAGUUUCUUUUCCAGAUCCCGCCUCAGAUUUGGCGUCUCGGGACCAACUUCUUGCUCACCGGCCCCCAACUUGGCCUGCUCUUUGACACGUACUUCCUGUACCACUACCUGACGGCGCUCGAGGUCGGCAACCCUAGGUUCGCCAGGCGCGAGGAUGUCAUCUGGUAUCUCAUGUUCGUUUGCACUGUCAUCACGGCACUCUGCACCUACCUCAUGGGCGGAGGAGCCUUCCUGCCGGCUUUGAUUCUCGCCAUGUGCCGUACCGUCACCCAAGACCAACGUGGGAUGAAGGCCAACUUUUACUUCGUCACCAUCCCCGCUCAGCUCACUCCGUUCUGCAUGAUGCUCGUGUCGUUGCUGUUCCCUGGCGGAUACUACACCGCUAUGCUCCAGCUUAUGGGCUUCCUGGCCGCUCACCUCUACGAUUUCCUGUCCCGCGUGUGGCCUGAGUUCAGCGGAGGCAGCAACCUGAUCCCUACACCCGGCUUUCUGUCUCGUCUUGUGCAGACGCCUCGCUUUAAUCAGCGUGGAUACGGAACUGCCGUUCGCGGUGGUGGCGGUGGUGGCUCCGCCCAAACUUCGGGUAGCAGCACUGGUGUAUCACAGGGCGGCGGUGUUUUGCCCGAGUCGUGGAGGACAAGAGGACCUGGCAGACGUCUGGGUUAA
Messenger RNA from Colletotrichum costaricense, 795 nucleotides. Its product is annotated as centromere/microtubule-binding protein cbf5. Gene Ontology annotation, molecular function: ubiquitin-specific protease binding; misfolded protein binding. NCBI's taxonomy places the organism in Eukaryota, Fungi, Ascomycota, Sordariomycetes, Glomerellales, Glomerellaceae. The record is from RefSeq and is a predicted model, not a curated record. Bases 1 to 795 code for a protein of 264 amino acids. Gene Ontology annotation, biological process: endoplasmic reticulum unfolded protein response. Gene Ontology annotation, cellular component: Hrd1p ubiquitin ligase ERAD-L complex; endoplasmic reticulum membrane. The transcript has 3 exons.